CGGGGCCGAGGGGACCCUUACAACAGGAACAAUCAACAAUGACGAUGGAUUGAUAUUAGCCUUGUGUGAAUCCUGACGGACAUGGCUAAUGCUCCAGUUCCCCCCUGGCUCUCUGACGUCGUAAACCCCAUGGUCGGCAGUUAUAAGUUCUCGGAAGCCCUUCCGAGACCUCCGCCUAACAAACCCCCCUAACAUGCCCAUUCAUUCUUCGCAGCACUCUUGACAACCCACAACACCAUAGAACCCAUCGAUACCCAGAUACCGACCACUUGAUACAGUAAACAAAACACAAACAAAGCACAGCAACACACACCAUGGCCACUGCUCAAUUAGCCUACGGCGUCGAAAAGAUUGUCGGCAAUGGCCCCGAACAGAUCAAGCAGGACGUCUCCGCCUACGACCCCUCAAAGGGCACCGGCGAUGCCUCGGAACUCAUGAAGGCCCUCGUCUGGGAGGGCGCAAAGAAGGUCCAGGUCGUCGAGGUUCCCAAGCCCAAGAUCGUCGAGCCCACCGAUGUCAUCCUCAAGGUCACCGGCUCAACCAUUUGCGGCUCCGACCUCCACCUCUUCCACGGCGCCGUCAUGCAGAUGAACAAGGGCGACAUCCUCGGCCACGAGUUCUGCGGUAUCGUCGAGCAGGUCGGCCCCGCGGUCCAGAAGGUCAAGCCCGGCAAGCGCUACGUCGUCUCCUUCCAGAUUGCCUGUGGCAAUUGCUUCUACUGCAAGAACAAGCUCUCGAGCCAGUGCGAGGUCACCAACUCCAACUCGCAGAUGAAGGCCAUGUACGGCGGCCGCACCGCUGGUAUCUUUGGCUACUCGCACCUGACGGGCGGUUUCGCCGGUGGCCAGGCCGAGUACGUCCGCGUGCCGCUGGCCGACGCCAACAUGCUCGAGAUCCCCGACGACGUUCCCGAUGAAAAGGCCCUCUACCUUUCCGACGUGCUCCCGACUUCGUACAACGGCGUGAAGGAUACCGCCGUCUAUCCCGGCGAUGCCCUCGCCAUCUUUGGUGGUGGUCCGAUUGGCCAGAUGGUGGGCAUCUUUGCCCUGUGGGAGGGAGCCAGCAAGGUCAUCUACGUCGACACGGAGCCGAGACUUUCCUUCAUCAAGAGCCGCUGGCCAGCCGAGCACGCAGAUAAGCUCCACUUGGUAGACUUCAAGCAGCUCAGCUCUGGCUUCACCAAAAACGAGACGGUUGUCAGCAAGUUGAAGGAGUUGACCGGCAACCGCGGCCCCGAUGUCGCUAUCGACUGCGCGGCCGGAGAGUAUGCCAAGGGCUGGCUGCACUGGCUCGAGAUGCAGAUUGGCGCCGAGACAGAUACCAGCGAGAUCAUCAACGAGAUGGUUGAGGGUGUGAGGAAUUACGGCAGAGUGGGUUUGACUGGUGUCUAUGUCGGCUACACCAACCACUUCAACGUCGGCUCUCUUAUGCAGCGCGGCAUCCGCCUCAUUGGAAACGGUCAGGCACCCGUGCACAAAUACUGGGAGGACUUGUUGCAGAAGAUUCGCGAGGGUACUCUCGAUCCCACCAUCAUGAUCUCCCACCGUGUCCGCCUGGAUGAUAUGGACAAGGUCUACCACAAGUUUGAUGCCAAGGAGGACGCGAUGCAAAAGGUCUUCGUCGAGACCAAGUUCUCUCUGCCACGGGCCCCGGGAACUCCCGAGUUGACGACGUACGAAUAAGUGGAAGGGGAGGAGAUACCUAAUGAAAUAGUAGUGGUAUACUAGUAGUAGUAGUAAUGCUGUGUCACGACGUUAAGAAGAAUGAAUCAAGCUUUUUUUCUGGAUACCAACGCAUGUUUUUAG
Messenger RNA from Neurospora tetrasperma FGSC 2508, 1805 nucleotides. RefSeq lists its product as uncharacterized. Gene Ontology annotation, molecular function: oxidoreductase activity; zinc ion binding. The transcript has 2 exons. Bases 315 to 1682 code for a protein of 455 amino acids. The record is from RefSeq and is a predicted model, not a curated record. Lineage: Eukaryota; Fungi; Ascomycota; Sordariomycetes; Sordariales; Sordariaceae.